Molecule: messenger RNA, 734 nt
Organism: Camelina sativa (false flax)
Lineage: Eukaryota; Viridiplantae; Streptophyta; Magnoliopsida; Brassicales; Brassicaceae
Product: glycine-rich protein 3 short isoform-like
Source: RefSeq, a predicted model, not a curated record
UAUGGAGUUUUGUAUUUUCUUUGAAUGAAUCCAACAACCAAAUGGCCACGAGCCCACGACACAAUCAACCCAUGCAAAAACUUUGACACUUCUCUUCUUAUCACUUUGUUUUUGAUUGUGAUAAAACACUGCCUUUGAUCUCAUUCCCUCCACCUCGAUCGUUUUCUUUUAAUAGAGGGAAACAUUUGAUCCAUUCCAUAAUCAUAGAGUUAUUAGGAAGUUGAAGAAAUGGCUUCCAAGGCUUUGGUUCUGUUGAGACUCUUUGCAGUUCUUCUCGUCGUCUCCGAAGUAGCUGCGGCAUCCGGAAGGGAGUUGGGCACGGUCAAGCAAGAAGACGAAACAGUGCAACCUGAUCAACAAGGCUACGGUGGAGGCUCUGUUCCCGGAAGAGGUUAUGGAGGAGGAGGAAAUAUCGGAGGAGGUUACUGUCGCCAGGGCUGCUGCUACAGAGGUUACCGUGGCUGCUUAAGGUGCUGUUCUUAUGCUGGAGAAGCUGUUCAGACUCAGCCUGGUCACUAAAUAUACAAUAUAUUAACCACCAUGCGGUAUGUGUCUGUAUGGUUAUAAACUUAAUUAUAAAUAAGACAUGGUGUGUUUGUACACAAAAAGGGGAGGAUAUAUUUGGGAAGAUAAAAAAUACUGGAAUGAAGUUUCAUACUGUAUUUAUGUGUUUGAGUUCGAGUUCUAGUUUGUGCCGUUUGCAUAAUAAAAUCGUAUGUAGUUAGUUAACGUUA